Molecule: messenger RNA, 428 nt
Organism: Somion occarium
Lineage: Eukaryota; Fungi; Basidiomycota; Agaricomycetes; Polyporales; Cerrenaceae
Source: the annotation of a GenBank genome assembly
GCUCGAUACAUCGUAGUCUUGUGUCUGACUUCUACUUGUGACUCGGAGGGCGAGGUUUCUAUGUCCUCUGACACUCGACACCGUCAGAUCGGUACGGAUCCCCGUUUUUCUGAUAUCCUCCGCCUUGAACCACCAGACUCUCGUGAUAGAGCUGUUCCAAUAGGUCAUUUGCUACGUUUAUAUUGGGGAUUUCUAGCAUACUAUGCUUUGGCCUCAGCUGACGAAAUCAAUUCGCUUCCUUUUGCUAGACCGAGGACUUUCCAUUGUCUUCAGACUAUAUUCGGCUGGGACUCCAGUCGAAAGGCUAACGUGUAUGUGGUUGCGAUCGUGUAACCUAAUUGCGGCGCACACAUAUCAUGUUUUAGUCCAGAGUUAGAAGGUCGAGUUUGAAUCAAUGUUCACCUGAUUAAUGAAGCAUUAUAAAUACC